GGUAGUUAGAUUCUCCUCCCUCUUACAUGCUCCCCUUUAGUACUUGCCAUCAAGGUUCUAUGGAGUAUUAACGGAACACGUAUUGUACAUUAGGAGGUAGUUAUUAUUUCUUGACUCUUCCCUUGCUUGCUACCUACCUAGCUAGCAUUACUCUUUAGCAUUCAUUAGCAAUUCGUAAUUUCAACGUUACCAACACCAAGACGAGCAGAUGGCCCCCCGUCAAUCCGUCCUCCCACUCGCCUACCGAGCUUUCUUCCUCAUCAUCGAACCUAUAUCCGCCCUCGUUGGCGCCUUCUUUGCGCACUUCCGGCAGGAUGAAUAUCUCUCCAUGACAAUACAUGCCGAGACGCCAGUUCCUCUCGGGACGUCUGUAGUUCUCUCGCAGCUCGCCAACCUCUACUUACUAUUCGCACUUAACGAAGCCCUGGUGUUACGGUGUACAGGCGAUCUCCGGGUGUGGCGAACGGUGCUGUUCGUCUUAUUAGUCGCCGACUUCGGUCACCUCUACUCCGUGAGCGGGUUGGGAUCUUGGGUUUACUGGGACGUGACGCGUUGGAAUCCCAUCGAUUACGGGAACGUCAUGUUCGUAUAUCUAGGCGCGUCGAUGAGGGUCGCGUUUCUCGCCGGAGUUGGGCUGAGGGUAUCAUCCCCGACAAAGACGAAAAAGUCGGCUUGAAGAGAGUCAGUCUUGAGGAAUUCAAAACGACAAGUCAUAGUUAGGUACUCUAUGACGAACUUCGAAGUUGUACCUUUACUACAUACAUAUUAUCCCAACAGUAUCAAUCAUGAGCCUUCUAUCUCGGUACCAUACCCCCAACAAUCAAGGCUGAAUAUUUUUCCUUUUUCAAAGAAGCCUUACAAAACAUUUGGAACCCACAAUAAUUUCUUCGAAUCACUCGGUACAAUACGAUGAAAUACCGCACUGCCGGUUUUUAAGCCGUGGGGUUUAGCUCUAUCUCCGACCCAUUGUUAAUACCUACUACCUAUAUUCGGUUGGCUCCAAUCAGAUCGACUAACCAAAGAUA
Messenger RNA from Daldinia vernicosa, 1025 nucleotides. RefSeq lists its product as uncharacterized. Bases 209 to 676 code for a protein of 155 amino acids. The record is from RefSeq and is a predicted model, not a curated record. Lineage: Eukaryota; Fungi; Ascomycota; Sordariomycetes; Xylariales; Hypoxylaceae. The transcript has a single exon.